Leptosomus discolor (cuckoo roller) is the source of this 416-nucleotide messenger RNA. NCBI's taxonomy places the organism in Eukaryota, Metazoa, Chordata, Aves, Leptosomiformes, Leptosomidae. The record is from RefSeq and is a predicted model, not a curated record.
GAUAUGAUGAUGUUUCAGAAACAAACUUGAGAUCUUAUAGUGUUCAUUCUGCUAAACAUGUGCAAGAGAAUCGUCCUGUGCCCAUUCGCAGAAAAAGAAGCAUUGAGGAGGCCAUCCCGGCUGUCUGCAAAACACGGACGGUUAUAUACGAGAUACCUCGGAGUCAGAUUGAUCCCACCUCUGCCAACUUCCUGAUAUGGCCCCCCUGCGUGGAGGUGAAACGUUGCACUGGCUGUUGCAACACCAGCAGUGUGAAAUGCCAGCCAUCGCGGAUACAUCACAGAAGUGUCAAGGUGAGCAAAUCAUGGCUGCAGAGCCCUAAGAGGGUCCUCUUAAGUCUAAAACCUCCAGGUAUUCUUGUGGCUGUUCUGUAUGACCUGGAUCUUUAUUAUCCAUCCUCACAGCCGCAGGAUCAG